AUGAUCGCAACUGGUGUGUGUGGCGUCGCGCUGGUGCUGGUCCUGGUGGUUCUGAUCCCGGUGGUGGUCAACUCCGCCGGGACUCCCGCGCGCUACGAGAUGCUGGGCUCCUGUCAGAUGGUGUGCGACUCCCACGGGACCGCGGCCACGGCCACGGCCAAGGCGACCAGCCCCAUCAAGGACAACCGCCUGGUGCAGUCGCUCCCGACGUUCAUCCAGGGUCCCCAGGGCGAGCCGGGGCGCGUCGGCAGGAUGGGCCCCAGGGGGCCGAUCGGCGAGCCGGGGCCUCCCGGACCCGCCGGUCCCCCCGGGGAGAGAGGGGCGCCCGGUCCCCCGGGUCCACCGGGGGCGCCGGGAGCGAACGGGCCGACCGGAGCCAUCAGCGCGGCCACUUACAACACCAUCCCAAAGAUCGCGUUUUACGCGGGACUAAAGAAGCAGCACGAGGGAUACGAGGUGCUCAAAUUCGACGACGUGGUCACAAACCUCGGCAACCACUACGAUCCGUCCACGGGGAAGUUCACCUGUUCGAUUCCCGGGAUUUACUUCUUUGUUUACCAUGUGCUGAUGCGAGGCGGGGACGGGACCAGCAUGUGGGCUGACCUCUGCAAGAACAACCAGGUGAGAGCCAGCGCCAUCGCCCAGGACGCGGACCAGAACUACGACUACGCCAGCAACAGCGUGGUCCUCCACCUGGAGCCCGGGGACGAGAUCUACAUCAAGCUGGACGGAGGGAAGGCGCACGGGGGCAACAACAACAAGUACAGCACCUUCUCCGGCUUCAUGCUGUACGCUGACUGAGCGCACCGGGGAGAGACUGGAGGACGUCCGAAUUAAAGAGCUGCUCUGCGUAAUUCUUUGCUUCACCGCUCCGUGUUCCGU
Messenger RNA from Salarias fasciatus (jewelled blenny), 882 nucleotides. It is a transcript of the gene c1ql3b, whose product is annotated as complement component 1, q subcomponent-like 3b. Gene Ontology annotation, molecular function: protein binding. The transcript is spliced from 2 exons. NCBI's taxonomy places the organism in Eukaryota, Metazoa, Chordata, Actinopteri, Blenniiformes, Blenniidae. The coding region runs from base 1 to 801 and encodes 266 amino acids. The record is from RefSeq and is a predicted model, not a curated record.